Cladocopium goreaui is the source of this 4098-nucleotide messenger RNA. The record is from the annotation of a GenBank genome assembly. NCBI's taxonomy places the organism in Eukaryota, Dinophyceae, Suessiales, Symbiodiniaceae.
AUGUUGUGGCGUGGCACGAACGGAUUGAAAUCCCUCGCACUUCUCGCAUUGCUCGGCUUGCUGCUGGAAGCGGCACCCGCAGCAUCGGCCGCCGAACUCGCGGCGAAUCUCCGCCCUGAGACUCCAGGCCUCGGCGAUCCGGGUGCCUUGGUCGAAUUGCAGAUUUCGGCCGGAGAGCCGGGCUCGGCCGCGAUUUCGCUGCUCGGCCGCGAUGCACGACGCCAGGUUGUCGUUACCGGCAACUACGCCACGGGGCAACUGCGAGAUCUCACACGGGAUGUUACCUUCACGGUUGAACCCGCCGGAGUAGUCUCGAUCGACUCCACCGGGCUGCUAACUCCUACGGGCGAUGGCACGGCACAACUCACGGCCACCACCUCCGACGGCAUUGCAUCCAAAAUCGCGGUCCACGUCGAAGGCUUCAGCGAGAAGACCCCGAUCAACUUUGCGAACCAAAUUACCCCCAUCUUCACCAAGCUCAGUUGCAACAGCGGCGGGUGUCACGGAAAGGCCAGCGGCCAAAACGGCUUCAAGCUUUCGUUGCUAGGCUUCGAACCACAAGAAGACUACGAGUACUUGGUGAAAGAAGCCCAGGGCCGCCGUCUCUUUCCUGCGGCGCCAGAACGGAGCCUACUGCUGACCAAGGCCGUGAACGCCACGCCGCACGGCGGAGGACAACGGCUCGAAGUCGACUCCCACGAAUAUCGCCUGCUCUACCGCUGGAUCUCCCAGGGUAUGGAAUACGGUACCGAGGAUGAUCCGGUGGUCACCUCCAUCGAGGUCUUCCCCAAAGGUCGGCUGAUGGAGCGCCACGCCGAUCAGCAACUCGUCGUGCUUGCCCGAUACUCCGAUGGUUCGAUUGAAGAUGUCACUCGCUCGGCUUUGUACGAACCAAACGACCCUGAAAUGGCCGAGACCAAUGUGACCGGACUGGUGACUACCACCGAUCUGUCAGGCGAUGUCGCGAUUAUGGCCCGCUAUCAAGGCCACGUCGGCGUGUUCCGGGCCUCGAUUCCGCUGGGCGUCGAAACGCCUUCGCUGCCCGAGCCGGCGAACUUCAUCGACGAACACAUCUUCGCGAAGCUCAACUCGCUGGGCAUUCCGCCAUCGCAGCCCUGCGACGACGCCACUUUUAUCCGCCGAGUCACAAUCGAUCUCGCCGGCCGGCUGCCCACCCCUGAGGAAGCGGCCGCCUUCAUGGCCGACGGAUCUCCCGACAAGCGUGAUAUCUUAAUCAAUCAAUUGCUGGCCUCCGGCGACUACGCCGACUAUUUCGCUCGCAAGUGGAGCGCCGUUCUCCGGAACAAGCGUUCGAAUGCCAACUACAAACACGGCACCUACGCGUUCCACUCCUGGAUUCGCAACAGCCUCUAUACAAAUAAGCCCUACGACGAGUUCGUGGGCGAAAUUGUGGCCGCCAGCGGCGAGGUCGCUCAGCAUCCGCCGGUGGUUUGGUAUCGCGAAGUGAAAGAUGCCUCACAGCAGGUUGAAGACACCGCACAGCUUUUCCUGGGCCUACGAAUUCAAUGUGCCCGCUGUCAUCACCAUCCCUUUGAGAAGUGGAGUCAGGACGAUUACUACCACUUCGAAGCGUUCUUCUCUCGCGUGGGCCGUAAGCCCGGUAAACAAGCUGACGAAGAGCGGAUUUACCACAAGCGGGGCACGGCGAAAGCCAAAAAUCCGCGCUCGGGCGAGCAACUCUCCCCCGCUGGGCUUGGUGAUGAAGUGUUGGAGUUGGACCCCAAUGCCGAUCCUCGUCAGGCGUUAGUUGCCUGGAUGACCGACCCGGAGAACCCCUUCUUCGCUAAGGCACUAGCCAAUCGGUACUGGAAACACUUUUUUGACCGCGGACUGGUCGAUCCCGAAGACGAUAUGCGGGUGACCAACCCGGCAUCAAACCCCGAGUUGCUUGAUGCUCUCUCGCAGCACUUUAUCGACAGCGGGUUUGAUCUGAAGGAAUUGGUUCGCACUAUCUGCCGUUCGCAAACCUACCAGCUCAGCUCAGAGCCGAACGAGUACAACCUGACCGACAAGCAGAACUACUCGCGGUUUUACCCCCGCCGGCUACAGGCUGAGGUGCUGCUCGAUGCACUGAAUCAGGUGACCAAUUCAUCGACCAGUUUCAGUGGCUUGCCCCCGGGUACCCGUGCGGUCCAGCUUCCCGACGAAGGGGUGAACAACUACUUCCUGAACGUGUUCGGUAGCCCCCAGUCCGAUACCGCCUGCGAGUGCGAGCGUUCGCAGGAGGCCAACUUGGCGCAAAGCCUGCACCUGCUGAACUCCAGCGAAGUGCAAGGCAAACUGUCGGCCGACACGAGCCUUGCCGCUCAACUGGCGGCCAAGGAAGACAUGCCGCACGCCGAACGUAUUGGUGAGCUUUACCAACGCGUUUAUUCACGUGCCCCCAUGAACGACGAACUCUCCGUGGCGACUGCGCACAUCGAAAAGACCGAGAACAAACGACAAGCCUACGAAGAUAUUCUCUGGGCCUUGGUCAACACCAAAGUUCUUUAUUCAGCACUUGAUUCGGGCUCGUCGGCAUUUCAGACGAAUCGCGAAUCGCUUCUCAAGCAACUUGAAGAGCUGGACAAGUUGCUGGCUCGAACGCGCGAGGGGGGUGGCGAGAAAUACGUCGCCAAACAUCGCGAGCGCGGAAAGCUACUGCCACGCGAACGGAUUGAACUUACGCUCGAUCGCGACUCGCCGUUUCUGGAGUUAUCGCCUUACGCAGCAGCCGGCACCGAUUAUCGCGUGGGGGCUUCAGGCUGUGGCGGCAUCGGGCUCGUCUCAGGCAUCGAGUGCAUGCUCUCGGCUAACGACCCCACCGUGCGUGGAGGCGCGGUAAACCCCUACACGCUGAAGAAGUCGCUGCGGGGAAUGGAAAUCUGCAAGCAGAAUCGUUUGCCGCUGAUUUUCAUGGUCGAGUCGGGUGGAGCCGACUUGCCGAAGCAGUCGGAAAUCUUCGUCCCCGGUGGGGCCAUCUUCCGCGACCUCACGCAGCUUUCCGCUGCAGGCAUUCCGACAAUCGCGCUGGUGUUCGGUAACUCCACCGCCGGCGGUGCCUACAACCCGGCCAUGUGCGACCACGCGAUCUUCGUCAAAGGAAAAGCCAAAGUGUUCCUUGGUGGUCCACCGCUGGUGAAGAUGGCCACCGGCGAAGAGUCGACUGAUGAGGAAUUGGGCGGUGCCGAAAUGCAUGCCCGCGUUUCGGGUUUGGCCGAUGAACUCGCCGCCGACGAACUUGAUGCCAUCCGCUUGGGUCGCAAAGUGGUGGCCAACUUGAAUUGGCAAAAGCUUGGCCCGCCGCCGGCCCCUAACUACUCAGAGCCACAGUACGAUCCCGAAGAACUUCUCGGCCUCGCUCCGGCCGACUUGAAAGUGCCCGUCGAUGUACGGGAGAUUGUUGCCCGUGUGGUUGAUGGCUCGCGGUUCGAUGAAUUCAAACCGAUGUACGGCACCAGCCUGAUGACCGGCUGGGCCUCGAUUCACGGUUACCCCGUCGGCAUUCUGGCCAACCAGCAGGGCGUGCUCUUCUCGGAAGAAGCCCAGAAGGCCACGCAGUUCAUUCAGUUGGCCAACCGCUACAACACGUCGCUCGUCUUCGUGCACAACGUCACGGGUUUUAUGGUCGGCCGCGAAUACGAGCAGCGCGGCAUCAUCAAACACGGGGCGAUGAUGAUCAACGCGGUCUCCAACAGCACGGUGCCGCAUAUUUCGUUGCAGAUAGGGGCUUCCUACGGUGCCGGCAACUACGGCAUGUGCGGUAGGGCCUACAAUCCUCGCUUCGUGUUCACCUGGCCCAACAGCAAAACCGCGGUGAUGGGCCCUCAACAGUUGGCUGGCGUCAUGUCGCUGGUCACCCGUGCGGCGGCCGAAGCCAAGGGCAUCCCCUUCGACGAAGAGGCCGAUGCCAUGAAGCGGCAGUUCGUCGAAGCCCAAAUCGAAAGCGAAUCGCUGGCGGUCUUCACCAGCUCGAUGCUGUACGACGAUGGCAUUAUCGACCCGCGGGAUACACGCACGGUGCUGGGCAUGGCGCUCUCGGCGGCUCACUCUGCCGAAGUCAAAGGAACAGAACAACUCGGCGUCUUUCGGAUGUAA